CCAUAGCUGAGAAGCCACCUUCCUUGGGAAGGGCAUAAUUACAACCAAAAAAGUCUAGGCUAUAUUUUUAAUGAAUAUUGUCACAAAGACAGCUACAAAACUGCUUGUAAAUCAUUCCAAAAUAUGUUUAUUUUGAGCAGGUAACUCUUCCCGCAAAAAAUAACAUAAUAUAUAAUGCAAUCCUACUUUAAACCAAUCAGAGGGCAGAGAAUCUAGGACUAACCAAUCAGAGCUUAGAAAUGGCAUCAUGUGACCUCAUGCAUAUUCAUUAUCCUCAUUAAAAAUGGCUGCCGGCAAGCCAGGUCUCGGCUAGAAAUACAAAUUUUUACGAGCUACUAGCGGCCAAAAUGCAGCUUAUCUUUGACAAAUAAACAAAAUUUUGAUGAAAGAAGAAAGCAAGGAAUGGAUUUUUACCAAGGUCGGAAAGAGAUCACUGCAAGUAACAGUUUAGGAGUCCUCAGCUCUUAAAAAUGCGCUGACCAUGUGCUGACAGAGGGAAAUAGAAAGACUCCAGUCCCUUGUUGAAGAUCUCAGUAGGAAGAAUGAAGAGUUGAAGCAGCAGGUGCCAAACCAACCCAGCACAUCCGGUGGAAAGACCCAGAAAGGGAAGGGCUCUGACGUGGACAAACUCUUGCAGCUUACGUCCAAACUGCAGGACGCUACAUCGACAUACGAGGCUGUAGUGAGGGACAUGGCAAAACUGAAAGAGGAAAACUCCAUUCUACGAGAGAAGAACUCAGACCUGAGCAGAAUGAAUGACCAGCUACGGUUGGAAUUGAACAAGAGAACCCCACAAAAGUAUGGCAGGUACACCGUUGCAACACUGGAAGCCAAGGUUGCUCAGUACGAAAAGGAAAAUGCACAGUUACAGAGAGCUCUGGAAAGGAGUGACAAGUACACAGAGGAGUUGGAAACUCAGCUGGAGAACUGCAAGAAACACCACAACUUACAGAAUGAGCAAAGAAUAUCCAGAGAGAGAUCAAAGACCAAAACUCCCGAGUUGGAUGGUGAAGAAAAACGUCCAACAGAAAGAAAAUGGAACCAGGAGAAGCAUGACCACUCCAAGGAACACCACGUCUCUGUCUCCUCCAGCGAAAAAACCUGCCUCCCUGACCCCAAGCUCAGCCCCAUCUCCCAAACCCUGCAAUUUAUGAGGAAUCCACCAGGGGGCAGUAAUGAGCUGGUGCCCAGCUGGCUUCGUACGGAUCAGAAUUGGCCAGGGGCUGAAUCUGAACAACCCAAAGCCAGCGGAAACCAGCCGGACGGCGGGGAUAGCUUUAUCUUAGAACAACCAAGCCCACUGACCCCAGCAACCCACUUGAGCCACCUUUCCAUUAAGCAAAAGUCUGAAGGCCUUUCUCAGUACGGAACGGAUACACACACUUAUAACAGGAGAGGAGAAGAAGGCCAUAGUUACAAUCACUCCAACAGAUCUUUGAACAACUCUGCGGUGAAUCAAAAUGGAGGAAACUACGUAAGCAACGACAGGUCGGCAAGAUUUUCAUCGCCUACCGGACAGUCAGAAGGGUCUGUCACAAGCAGUGGGAAGGCAAGACGCAAGUUGAACCUGGGAAAUGAUGGAGACAAAGUGCGGAAGUCGCUGUUUCCUUCAAGAGAAGCAAACGAGAAAGAACUGACACACAGAAGGUACACCUCUCAAGAAGUUAGGGACGCUUCGACCUCCUCAAAUAAUGGUAGCUGGACAGACAAAGCUUCUACUUCUGCUUCUAACAGUUGGAGACAGAACAGAAGUGAGAGCGAUGGAAAGAAAACGGACCUGGAUUUGUAUGACAUGUCCCUAGACGCUAGAGAGAAAUCUGGACAUCUUGCAAACAGAUCUCACAGUCUUCCUUCUGAACAGAUGCCAAAGAACUACAGCAGCUUGGUUGAGAAGGGUAGGGAAGCUAGCAUACUGCCUGGCCCUAGUAGUAAACCACAUGCCGCUACCAGUUUGGAUGUUCGGGAUAGCACUGUGAGAGAUGGGAGGACCUCCCAAUGGCAGACUGGUAAUCCGGAGGGAUUGGAUGAGGAAGACAGGGAGGUCGCCUCCACAACAGCCAACCAGUCCCUGCUUGACCUUGACAUAACCUUGACCCCAAACAUGAAGGACGUUUAUUUGAUGAUGAAACAAGCCGAGAGGAGAGUAGGGGAGAGAAGAGAGGCGGUUGUAGAGCCGUCCGUUCCGCUGCACUCUUCACGUGAUGCUCGCGUAAAAUCAAAGCACCUCAAUGUUCCCGUGCCGCAAGAAACUUCUAGGCAGAAGACUGACGCAGAUCUUGAAUCGAAACCGAAGAUGCCUCGGUCAAAUUCAGCUCCGGCUUUUGAAAGCACAGACUUUCGUAACGUCGGCAGAAGUGAAAAUAUUUCUGAGAACCUGGAUGUCAAGAGUGCAAGAAGAAAUGCAUCUCAGUCCAGUUUGUCAAGGCAAGGCAAUAGUGCUUGUGGUAGUACAAGAAACGGUGUUGAAGACUCUGACAGAAGGUUUGAAGAAGGGGACGAAAGGUACACAAAAGACAAAGUGGCCAGGAAUAGAGGUUGGGAUGCAGAGCAUGCUGUAAGGCACACAAAGGCCAAUGCCAACUCGCAUCCUUGGGCCUUCAGGGAUUCUUCAAGUAGUUUCAGUACUGUCCAAGAUGACCAUACCUUCUCAAGAGGUAAGCUGACUCAAGAACAAUCUCGAGUACCUGAAAUCAAGAAACCCAUGCAUCCCACCAUGUUUGAAUGCUUUGGAGAGGGCUCAAGCAGUGGAGAUAGGGAUAGUACAGACUCUGACAUAGGAAGGUAUCAGUACAGGGGGCUUCUGGAUAGAGAGAGCGAGGGAGAGAGCUACAAGAAGAGAAAGGCGAGAGAGUCGUACUCGGCAAGUCCGACCAAGUCUCCCAAGUGGAAGUGAUUGAACGCAAUUUGCGUUAGUCUUGAACAUUCGUAACGAAUAUACAGAAUACUUCUUGAACUACCACUGACAGUGCUUCAUACCAUGUGGUGUAGGCAGAUUAAUGUUAGACUCAGUGCCACCUUUGAACCUGUACUUCCUGUCACUAUCCCAAAUGUGCCUUAAGCAAUUGGAUGCUGAUACCAAAACUUGGGACCAAUACCAACAAGACACCAGCAAGUGACUUCAAGUACAAUACCUCCUUUUCACGGAGGUAAAAACUGAUUGUAGGAAUAUCAAUUAUGAAUUUGUUUAGAACAAAUUCAUAUCUAGGGAUAAUCAGUGGAAGCUGGAUGCUUGUUUUCAGAAAGUUUUUUUUUACCAAAACUUGUAUAUAGAUAGGAAAUGGACACAAGUUACCAAGUGGCUGAAGUUCUUUAUUUUGACUAUCAACUUGUUGUACUUCUCACGCACAUUUUGUUGCAAUGUUUGAAUUUUUUGUACUUAAUACAACUGAAGUUGUAUAAUAAUUGUUUUCUGUCACGGGUUUUUCCCACAUAUUAUUCACAUUAUUUUCUUGUUUUCUUUUAUUGGUUUACCUCACAUACUAUUCACAUUAUUUCAUUGUUCACAAUAAUACCUUACCCACUGUGCAAAUUGCUAGGUUAUAUCACCACUCCCAAGUAUGUUGAUGGUAAUAGGCAAUGUGACAUAUGAUGUUAGAAAUGUGUAAUAAGGUUCGACUUAUUCCUUAGGUAUGAUAAUGUGAAAAUCAUAUUAAAUUGCUGAAUGGCAAAUUUUUGCCUACAAAUUGA
Branchiostoma floridae (Florida lancelet) is the source of this 3687-nucleotide messenger RNA. Its product is annotated as ORC ubiquitin ligase 1-like. The record is from RefSeq and is a predicted model, not a curated record. Gene Ontology annotation, molecular function: ubiquitin-protein transferase activity. Gene Ontology annotation, biological process: protein monoubiquitination; regulation of DNA replication. The transcript has 5 exons. NCBI's taxonomy places the organism in Eukaryota, Metazoa, Chordata, Leptocardii, Amphioxiformes, Branchiostomatidae. Bases 692 to 2893 code for a protein of 733 amino acids.